UCCUCCUUUUCGUCGAGCACCCGUCGCUUCUUCGGCUCCUUAGCUUUGCUGUUGGACUUCGCUCCUUGGACGACGUUCCCUUCCUGUUGGAUCGGAAGCAGCGACGGGAGCUCGCUCGCCGCGCGCUUCUUCGGCCAAAUCCCGUAAACCGACGAACUACAGGAUUUAGUAAAUCCGGGAUUUAUAGCAAAAAGAGGGAACGGAGGAUUUAUUCCGCCGUGAGAUUUACGGGGCGCACAAAUCCUGCAUAAAUCCUGUUGUCGAACAGCCCCUUCUUCUUCUCGCGCAGGGAGAAACGUCCAAAAGAACAUGGAAAACGCAGGGAAUGGAACACAAUCGCCGGAAACCAACUUCUUAUCCGACAAGUCGGCGAAGGUCUUCGUCGCUGGACACCGCGGUCUUGUCGGAUCCGCCGUACUCCGCCGUCUCGUUUCCCUAGGUUUCACAAACCUCCUCGUCCGCUCGCGUAGUGAGCUUGAUCUUACCCGUCAGUCUAAAGUCGAGUCCUUUUUCGCCGCCGAGGGCCCGCGCUACGUUGUCCUCUGCGCCGCCAAGGUCGGAGGCAUCCACGCCAACUCCACUUUCCCCGCCGACUUCAUCACCGUUAAUCUCCAGAUUCAGACAAACGUCAUUGAAGCUGCCUAUCGCUGCGGAUCUGUCCGCAAGCUCCUUUUCCUCGGCUCAUCCUGCAUAUACCCAAAGUUGGCUCCGCAGCCUAUACCAGAGUCAGCGCUUCUCUCCGGUCCUCUUGAACCUACCAAUGAGUGGUAUGCCAUCGCCAAGAUCGCCGGCAUUAAGAUGUGUCAGGCCUACCGAAUCCAAUACUCCUGGGACGCCAUCUCUGCAAUGCCCACUAAUCUAUAUGGACCUUAUGAUAACUUUCAUCCCGAGAACUCUCAUGUUUUGCCAGCCUUAAUCCGUCGAUUCCACGAGGCUAAGACCAACGGAGCGAAAGAAGUGGUGGUCUGGGGCACUGGUUCGCCACUAAGGGAAUUUCUGCAUGUAGAUGAUCUUGCCGAUGCUGUGCUUUUCUUGAUGGACCAGUAUUCCGGACUGGAUCAUGUGAAUGUGGGGAGUGGGAGAGAGGUGAGCAUAAAAGAGCUGGCUGAGCUGGUGAAAGAGGUGGUUGGUUUCAAUGGAGCUUUAGUGUGGGACACCACAAAGCCUGAUGGAACACCGAGGAAGUUGAUGGAUAAUUCUGUGCUGGCAGGGAUGGGAUGGAAGCCGAGGAUCCCGUUGAAGGAGGGGCUUGUGGAAACUUACAGGUGGUACUCGGAGAACGUUCUGAAGCAGCAAUGAUGCAGUGAGAUGUGGGCGGCUUUCUUAGCCAUCCCAAACGAAGCCUUAGAGUGUUUCAAAUCAAAUCUCUCCUGCAGCUCAUUUGAAAUCUUCGGCUUCUAUGGUAUGAAGUCUUAAGCUUAUCGAUUAAGGCGCUUUCUUCACAGUUUUUUAAUAUAGUCCAGGAGCCGUUCACAGCUAUUUAACUACUACGCUUCAAUCUUACGAGAAUUGUUUGUUAGCUCUGAGGAUUCUAAGUUAUGAUGGUGGGGAGCAAUUAUAUCCGUUAUUUUUACUUAUUUUUUGGCUAUUUUCUAUGCAAGGAUGCUUCACUUUUCUA
Molecule: messenger RNA, 1618 nt
Organism: Dendrobium catenatum
Lineage: Eukaryota; Viridiplantae; Streptophyta; Magnoliopsida; Asparagales; Orchidaceae
Product: probable GDP-L-fucose synthase 1
Exons: 3
Coding region: 310-1299 (329 amino acids)
Biological process (GO): nucleotide-sugar biosynthetic process
Molecular function (GO): GDP-L-fucose synthase activity
Source: RefSeq, a predicted model, not a curated record